CCCGCGCACGCGCACAGUGGGUGGGGGCGGGCGCGCGCGCCUCUAACGGCCGCGGCGGCGUCGACGGACGAGCUGAAGGAGCUGAGCGGAGCGGCCGGUCGGCCCAGGGCACGGACAUACUGUCUCUCACACACACAGAGAAAAGGGGACGCCGCUUCGACCACCAUGACCCGCACUUCAUGACACGAUCCAUCCGACCUUUCCUGGGUGCAGCCUCUGCCAUUUAAAAAAAAAGAAGAAAAAAUACUCUCAUUCAUUGGGGUGUCACGUUGUAGGCCGCGUCCUCAGGUAGGCGGUCACCGAGGAGAAUUAAUGCAGCGAUUCUGCUGAGGAGGGCGAUUUUACUGGUGAUCUAUAUAUAUUUUUUUUUGGAAGAUUACGCUUUAAAAAAAAAAAAAAAAAAUUAUUAUCUGACUUGCGAUGGUGGAUGUGGAUUUCGGCGGCUGCGGUGCGUCUGGAGAUGGCAGCAGCCGCAGGAAGAUGCCGGAGCCGCUGGACUCGGACUGCGCCGAGGUUGUCCCGCUGGAGCUGUACGACUCUUCCAGGGCCAAAAUCGCCGCCAACCUGGCCUGGAUCUUCUCCAAAGCCUACGGAAUAGAUAAUAUUCCUGAGGAUUUAAGGGAUGCUUUCUACACAGACCAAUAUGAACAAGAACACAUUAAACCACCCGUCAUCAAGCUGCUGCUGUCCAGUGACCUUUACUGUCGUGUGUGCAUCCUAAUUUUAAAAGGGGAUCAGGUGUCUGCGUUGCGGGGUCACCAACCCGUCAUUCAAGCAUUGUCGCGCAAAGGCAUUUAUGUGAUGGAGAGUGAUGAUAUGCCAGUUUCGGAAUCGGACCUGACGCAGUCUCCAAUCAAAAUGAGUGCUCAUAUGGCUUUGAUUGAUGCGCUGAUGAUGGCCUACACAGUAGAGAUGAUUAGCAUUGAAAAGGUGGUGGCAUCAGUAAAGCGUUUUUCCACAUUUAGUGCCUCAAAGGAAUUACCAUAUGAUCUGGAAGAUGCCAUGGUGUUCUGGAUAAAUAAGGUGAAUUUAAAAAUGCGAGAAAUCACAGAAAAGGAAUUUAAACUUAAACAACAAGUUAUAGAAAGUCCAAGUCACCAAAAGUCUCCUUCAAAAUGGUAUUGGAAACUGGUGCCUGUCCGUUAUCGGCGAGAUCAUCCCUUGAAUAAGCAGUUACCAUUUUUCCCUUUAAUGGAGGACCUAAUGAGGGAUGCUUGUGAUGGCUGUUCACUUCUGGCAAUUAUUCACUAUUAUUGCCCAGAGCUCAUGAAAUUAGAAGAUAUUUGUUUGAAGGAAGUGACUUCAAUUGCAGACAGCUUGUACAAUAUUCAGCUCCUGAUAGACUUCUCGAACCAUUACCUAAACAGAAGUUUUUAUCUUACUCUGGAAGAUAUGCUAUAUGGUCCUUUAGUAUUGAAGCCUAAUAUUAUGGUGUUCAUUGCCGAAUUGUUCUGGUGGUUUGAAGUUGUAAAACCUGACUUUGUGCAACCAAGGGAAGUUCAAGAAAUCAAAGAUGCUAAAAUGCUCCUACAACAGAAGAACUCGCGUCCGCCUCUUCCAAUUUCCAAUGCAACAAAACGUAGCUUUAUGGUCAGCCCAGCAAAUGGUUUAGGUGAUGUGACAACAACUGCACCACAGAUUAGCCAAGAGAUUGGAACCAGGUAUUGCCUGCAUCCUGAAGAGUUUGUCAAAGGAAGCCCUGCCUUCAGUCCAUCCCACCCAUUAUUGCCUUUAAGACAGAGGCAACAUAAAUCUCCUUUGCCUAAUGAAGACAGUCCAGAUACACGUCAUCGUUCAAAUUCCCUUACUCGAGUUGAUGGGCAGCCAAGAGGCUCAAUUUUGGCUUGGCAAGAAAGAAAACCAAGACCUUUGUCUCAGCCAACGCCAUUUGCCCUUCACUCUGCAACGGACAGUGAUGUAGACGUUGCUUCUGGAGAUAGCAUCAGCUUGGCCAGGUCUAUCAGCAAAGACAGUCUUGCGUCCAAUAUAGUCGGUGUAACCCCAAAGCAUCAAUCCCAGCUAUUUUCGCCACCCGCAGAAAGCAAUGGGAAAGGUUUGCUAAGAAAUGUGCACAUAGAAGAUGAGGACGAUGAAGAACUUGUAUCGAUAAUUAAGUCAGAUGAAGGAAUGGUUAAUAAUUGUGGUGCUGAGUUACAAAAUGUUUCAUCAAAAGCCCCAAAUCAAUUAUUGCUGUCAAAGUCCCCCACAAAACAGCAACAUGACCUUGAAGCAGCAAACCAAACAUGUGGAUUUUUCUUAGAACCUUUAAUGCCUGCUGUUUUAAAACCAGCCAAGGAAAAUCUUUUAAUUGUUAAUAAGCAUGAUGAAUAUGGAGAACGUAAAUAUCGACCUUUGACAGCAAAGAAAAUAGCUGAUGAACAUUUGCCUUCAACACACAAAACGACAGUGAAUAUCAAUGGUGAAGCAGAUGUUAACAGGACAUUCACUCCCAUAACCAGUUCUGAUUUUACAUUUGUCGCUGAUCCAACCUUUACAGAGUCUUUAAGACACAAUGAAGCAACAGGAGUUUCUUUGAGUAACUUUAGACCUUUGGCAAGCAGUAGUGUUGAGGCUUCAAUGCAAGAAGAGCCUGGAGGUUUUUUUCUUCAUACUGGAGAUGCUGAAAAAAGAUUUGAUGAUGUAUCAGUGAAUAAUACAACCACUACGGACACAAUGAAUAUCCAAGAUUCUGAUUCAGAGGUGCUAGAUACGGAAGAGACUGCACAAGAUCUAGUUGCUGAAGAGGAGGUGCAGCGUGUGGGAAAUUGUUACAGUGGAGAAGAGGAAUCUAGAAAAUUACAUCACGAUAUGAAGGUAAAAGAACACGAGGACAAAGAUGAUGCCAGCGGACGUUCCAGCCCUUGUUUGAGUACAAUAUCUCAAGCAAGUAGUACAUCCAUGACCAGUGCCAGCAUUAGAAUGACCAGUUUUGCAGAACGUAAAUUACAAAGACUCAACAGCACUGAGGCAAAGUCUAGUGCAAGUAGCUCUCAAAAGACUACACCCGAUGGGUCAGAAUGUUGCCCCAUACCCAUGAUGACGUGGAGGCAGAAACGAGAACAGAGUCCUGGUAGACAGAUCAAAGACAGUGCCCAGAUACUAGCCUCUGAACUUGUUCAACUUCACAUGCAACUUGAGGAGAAAAGAAGAAUUAUUGAAGCUCAGAAAAAGAAAAUGGAAGCUCUCUCUGCCAGACAACGUCUAAAAUUGGGCAAAGCAGCUUUUUUGCAUAUUGUUAAAAAGGGCAAGAAUGAAGGGAUUCCACAACCGCUUAAGCCUGAACACUUCAUGAAAGAAGCGGAAUGCCCAAGUCAUGAGGAAACUAUUGCUCUUGUUUCUCAACCUCCUAGAACAGAUGAAGGUUUUCCAAACCAAGAAGCCAAAGAAGAUUACUUGAAGCAACUGGAUGAAGUAGGGGCAAAAGAAGUACAGGAGAAAAUAACUGAGGAUGAUAUUCAAGAGAGCAUUGCUGCUGUUAGACAGCGGUGGUUUAAGGAAUCCUCCCAAGUUGCCUUUGAUGUUGACAAGAACAGGGUGAAUUCUAAUGGUGGUUUUGAUGAUGGUAUGUCAGAUGGCGAUGCGAGUGAAUAUAACCGUUCAAUUGAAAAACUUAAUGAAACUUUGAGCAACCUUCAAUUUGAAAUGCAUAAGCUUUCACAGCAGCAGGAACUCCUGAUGAAGCUUAAGGACCAAGUGCCAACAACACCGGUACCAAAUAUUAAUCGCAACCUGCAGGAUCAGAAGAGCAAGCAAACAGCACAGAUUAUGGAACCAUUGUCGCCAACAGGCAGUAGUCCAACGCAAACUGUGCGCAAGCAACCACGCAGCAUGCAACUAAAAAGCCCUCGUGCAGGGAGGCCAACUGAGCUAAAAGUCUCUCGAGAUACUAAAGCACAGGGCUCUUUUCGUAUUAUUACACCAACACACAGUGUAGAUACUCUUCCCCAUUUGCGACCUUUCUCAGGUAGUAAACCACUUAAAUUUGAGACUGAAGAUAUUACUGAUCCUGCUGCUAUUAAUGCAGGGGCUUUAGAUGGCAGGACUUCUAACGGUUCUGCUGAGCUCGCCUCUGAAAGGACAAAGGAUAUGGAUGGUCACAGGCACUGUGAGGACAGUCACCUGCGACCAUUGGUGCUCUCCACAUCUCAGAAAGACAGUUAUAACUAUUUCUAUGAGCAAAUUAACACCGAGGCAGUAAUUAGCACCCCAAAGAAGCCUGAACACACUUCACUUAACUCUUCAGACAGUUCUGGGAAGGAGAACAUUCCUAUUGAGGAACACUCCAAAAAUAAGGCAAACCUCAUUGAAGUAGAUAUUUCUGAACUGAGGGCACCUGCAGAUGGUGAAGUAUGUGAAAGCCAAGGCAUCUCCACCAGUCAUGUGAUUUGUGAAUCAGAUCAGAAGUCUGGAUUGGGCUUUUUUUUCAAGGAUGAUCAGAAAGCAGAAGAUGAGUUGGCAAAAAAGCGUGCUGCUUUUCUCCUCAAACAACAACGCAAAGCAGAAGAAGCUCGCUUACGGAGGCAGCAGCUAGAUGCUGAGAUAGAACAGAAACGUGAAGAAGCAAGGCGUAAGGCUGAAGAGGACCGCAUUCGCAAGGAGGAGGAGAAAGCACGAAGAGAGUUAAUCAAACAGGAAUAUCUAAGACGUAAACAGCAGCAAAUACUGGAAGAGCAAGGCCUUGGUAAACCCAAACCUAAAGUUAAGAAGCAACGUCCAAAAUCAGUCCAUCGGGAAGAAUCAUAUAGCGAACCACCUUCACGAUAUCCUUCCACUCCUGACAAUCUGAGCAGUACUCAGUUUGGGUCGAGUCUGUCUCUGGCAUCCGCCGCUACCACUGAAGCAGAAAGUGUGAAUUCUGCUGGCGGCAGUGGUAGUGGCGGUUAUUCACAAAGGACGGACUCCAUGGAGACCUUCUCAGUGCUGAGUCGAAAUCAGAGUAGGAGCACAGAACGAGACUGGGAAAAUGCAUCCACAGCCUCAUCGAUCGCAUCUGUAGCUGAGUACACUGGUCCAAAAUUAUUUAAGGAACCAAGUUCAAAAUCAAACAAGCCAAUAAUUCAUAAUGCUAUCUCACAUUGUUGUCUUGCGGGAAAAGUAAAUGAGCCACAGAAAAAUUCAAUACUUGAGGAGCUUGAGAAAUGCGAGGCUAACCAUUACAUCAUCUUGUUUCGUGAUGCGGGCUGCCAAUUCCGAGCAAUUUAUGCCUAUUCCCCAGAAUCUGAGGAGAUCCAGAAGUUAACUGGCACAGGGCCAAAAAGCAUUAAUAAGAAGAUGAUCGACAAGCUUUACAAGUACAGCUCAGACAGAAAGCUGUUUAGCCUGAUACCUACGAAAACCAUGUCGGUCAGUGUGGACGCAAUCACAAUUCAUAACCAUUUGUGGCAAGCCAAACGAUCUGCAGUGCCAAAGAAGCAAGCAACUGGAAAAUGAGAAGAAUUUUAUGCUUGGGUUCAAGUGCUUCAUUAAUCUAAUGUUCCCCCUAUUUCCUCAUAAUAGAAUGUGUUGAAAUCAGCAAUUUUUCCAUUUGAUUUGCUGGCUGUUUGGUUUUGGGAGCUACAAAUCUCUCCAGAUUUUGUUGCAUUUGACAGAAUGGAACUUUUUAUUGUACGUUUGCACAGACAGUGAAAUGUUAUCUAUUCCACAAAGGACAAAAUAAGUAGUCAGAUAUUUUUCUGAAGGAUUUUGGUCUCUGGGUGCUGACAUUUGGCGGUACGUGACAAAAUCAUGGCUUUUUUUACGGUGGUUACUCUGGCUUGUAACUGUCUUUUCUUUGCAUGUGGCAAAUUUUCUCGCCAGUGGAUUCUUAAAAGUAUUUGUGGACUGUAAUUGUAAAAAGGUUCCUCUACUUUUACUUUACCUUCAAUUCCUCUAUGGAAUGGCAUCGCCACAGGGAAUGGGGCAAUGUUGCAGCUGGGUUUGGCCUGAGGUAAACUUGUCCUGAAAUUAGAACAAAAUGGUGGGCCAUCUUCCGAAACUGGUUAAGAAACUGGCCUGACUUUGGUACAACAAUCUGAUUACUGCCAAAAAACUUGAUGACAACUGACUUGCAAUUCUGAUGUUACUUACUUUUCUUAUAUUCUUGCUGUGAACGGUGAUGGAUUGUGAUCUGUAUAUAUUGAGACAGCAUUGUGACCGAUUUAUCAGCAGCCAUAGUUCUUGGAAGAACAAUCAUGCAAAGCAUAUGAACAAAUCUGCACAGGCCGGCAGGAUGACGGCAUAUGCUAUGUUCAAUGGAACAUUUGAUUUAUUAAAAACGUGAAUUUGGCACAUUUUAUACAUACCAUCAUUUUAGAGAAAGUCUGUGUUCUGCAGUAAUGAUUGGGUGUUAUUCGUCCAGUAAGGAAGAUUGUUGUAGAAGUAGAGUAUUAUCACGCAGGGCACAGUAUUGCUGUAUGGAGGCACACUGAGAGGUCACAGUCAAAUUGUAAUGCUUUUUAUUGCAUUGUGCAUUCUGAAAUCCUUACAUCCUCUUAUUUUCCAAUGCUGUAUGAGCAGUAUGCUCUUGUAAGAAUGUAUAUUCUGUUGAACAUAGCCUAUUUCUUUUGGGAUAGCAGUAUUUAUUAUAUUUUGCCAUUCUUGACUACUGUCUGCAAAAUGGACAUUAUCCCACCAGAUGUUUAUGAUUUAUUUUUCCUUCUGGAGUUUUUAACAACCUGUCAGGAGCUGUGUGUGUUCUGUUUAAAAUAAAGGAAAUAUUAAUAUUAUGCGGUAUAGUAGUAAACUAAUUUGAUCACUCUCAAAUGUGUGAUCAUAAUGAUGGUACUUGAAGCUAGAUUCUUUCCACGACACAGCAAUUCUGUGUAAUCACUUGUAAUAAACCUGCAAGAUACAAUUGCUUAUAAGACA
Leucoraja erinaceus (little skate) is the source of this 6846-nucleotide messenger RNA. RefSeq names its product calmodulin regulated spectrin-associated protein 1b (gene camsap1b). The coding region runs from base 421 to 5430 and encodes 1669 amino acids. Gene Ontology annotation, cellular component: microtubule minus-end. The transcript has 18 exons. The record is from RefSeq and is a predicted model, not a curated record. Lineage: Eukaryota; Metazoa; Chordata; Chondrichthyes; Rajiformes; Rajidae. Gene Ontology annotation, biological process: negative regulation of microtubule depolymerization; neuron projection development; cytoplasmic microtubule organization. Gene Ontology annotation, molecular function: spectrin binding; calmodulin binding; microtubule minus-end binding.